This is a messenger RNA of Sesamum indicum (sesame), 1674 nucleotides long. Its product is annotated as putative late blight resistance protein homolog R1A-10. Lineage: Eukaryota; Viridiplantae; Streptophyta; Magnoliopsida; Lamiales; Pedaliaceae. Gene Ontology annotation, biological process: defense response to other organism. The record is from RefSeq and is a predicted model, not a curated record. Gene Ontology annotation, molecular function: ADP binding.
AUGCGCUUCUUAGAUGAGGAGAGGAGUUGGAAUCUACUUCGUGACAAGGUGUUUGAACAACAAAGUUGCCCAGCUGAAUUCGAGAGAAUUGGAAGAAAGAUUGCUAAAAGUUGUGGAGGACUUCCUCUUGCAAUUGCUGUGGCUGCAGGAAUUCUCACAAAUUGUAAUAGGACUCAACAUCAUUGGCUGAAAAUUGCAAGAAACAUUACCUUAGCUGUGGCAACAAAUGAUGAUCAAAUCUCAAAGAUAUUGACUUUGAGUUAUGACCAUUUACCAUGGCAGCUGAAAGCAUGUUUUCUGUAUAUGGGAGGUUUCCCAGAAGACUACAAUAUUCCAGUCUCCAAACUCACCAAGUUGUGGGUAGCUGAGGGAUUUCUGGAACCGAAUGGGCCUAAAAGCUUAGAAGAAUUAGCAGAGGAGUAUUUGGAAGAUCUUAUUAAAAGAAAUCUUGUUCUGAUCAUUAGAAAGAGAUCCAAUGGAAAAAUUAGAUUCUGCGGGUUGCAUGAUCUCUUGAGGGACUUGUGCAUACAAAAGGCUCGGAUGAAGGAAUUUUUUCAUGUCACCAAUAAUUCUGCAAGAGACAUCCAAAACCAACGUCGUCUGAGUAUUCAUUUUGACAUUUCUGAUGGAUUACUGGAUAAAUGUGCCUGUGCCUCGCCUAUCCGUUCAAUGUUGGUUUUCCGCAGCUCUGUUGCAUCAUUAUCCUUUCUACGAGGCUUUAGACUACUAAGGGUACUGGAUUUAUUACGAACAGUGUUACUCUUUAUGCCACCUGAAAUAACACAACUAUUUUUUCUGAGAUUUCUUGCUCUCACUGGCAGACUCAAGGUCCCUCCAUCAAUAUCAAAACUUCAGAACCUUCAGACCUUAAUGAUUCGUAUGUACAGAUGGGAAACAGGUGACAGCAUAUUAUUUCUACCAAUUGAGAUUUGGGAAAUGCGACAGUUAAGGCAUCUUAUCGUUUUUGAAGGAAGCAUGUUACCCACUCCUUUGGCUGCUGCACCAAGUGGUAGGCGAGUUCUAGAAAAUCUGCAAACACUCUUUGUUGACAACUUCAAAUUCACAAGCAAUGCCAUUGAAAUGAUGCCCAACUUAAAGAAGUUGAAAGUCUACUAUUGUGAUGUGUUCACAGCAGUGUGGGCAAAGUACUGCCUCAGCAAUCUGGUCCAUCUGUGCCUACUUGAAACUUUGAGUCUCAUGUUUAGGCCUGUUGGGUUGGAAGUGAAUCCUUUCCCUGCCAACUUUGCUUUACCAUCCACACUUCAGAAGUUAACUCUAACCGACUGCGCACUUCCUUGGCAAGAUAUGGCGGUCAUUCAUUCAUUGCCUAAUCUUGAAGUACUCAAAUUAAGGGACGAUGCGUUUAUGGGGGAAAAGUGGGAAUGCAGUGAAGGGGAGUUCCCAAGGCUGAAAUUCCUGCUAAUGGAGUUGUUGAAUCUCAAAUGUUGGCAAGUAGAAAGCAGUCACUUCCCACGCCUUGAGCGCCUAAUCAUCAAACGUUGUUGGCGAUUAGACGAAAUCCCUUGUGAGAUUGGAGACAUACCAACUCUUGAGUUGAUUGAGGUACCUAUAGGCCUAGGAAGAAAGUCUGCAGCUGAUUCAGCAGUUUUGAUUCAGGAAGAACAAAGAAGCCUGGGAAAUGAUCUCCUUCAAGUUCGUAUCCAUUCUAAGUAA